AUGGUGCGUUGUCAACAGACUCCACAGAGGAAAACUGUCCCGUAUCAAAUAUUUGUCAGUAAAGCUAAAAACAGCGGUCUGAAGCGUGUGCUCUUCGGCUAUCUGACGGGGUUGCCGCUUUCUGGGAAAGAGCUGCCCGGCCUCCGCAGGGGAGCAGCCUCGGGGCUGCCGCUUCUCGGCUUUCGAGUGGCCCCGCUGCCACCAUCGAAGCGCGCCGACAGUAAUAAGUGUGAGACAUUCCCGUUGGCUACACGGCUUAAUAUUGUGUGCGUGGGGCUCUCUCCAGAUGGAAGUCUUGCCAUACUAAUUGAUGAAGAGGGAGCUGCCUUGCUUGUCAGUUUGAUCGGUAAAUGUGUGAUACAUCACUUUUAUUUUCACAAGCCAGUUCACAGUGUCAGCUUUUCCCCUGAUGGCAAGAAAUUUGUAAUUACAAAAGACAAUGUUGCUCUUAUGUACCAUGCUCCUGGGAGGAAACGAGAAUUUAAUGCGUUUGUUCUGGACAAAACUUAUUACGGUCCAUAUGAUGAAACAACUUGUAUCGACUGGACUGAUGAUUCCAAGUGUUUUGCAGUAGGGAGCAAGGACAUGUCUACAUGGGUGUUUGGAGCAGAACGAUGGGCAAACUUGAUCUACUACUCGCUUGGAGGGCAUAAGGAUAUAAUAGUAGCCUGCUUUUUUGAAGAGAACAGUCUAGAUCUGUACACAAUUAGCCAGGAUGCAGCUCUCUGUGUGUGGCAGUGUGAUACAGAGCUCGAUGGUUUGAAGCCCAUGCCCCCUAAAGAUGCAGCUAGGGAAGAGAAUGCAGAAAAAAAUGAUGAAGAGUUUCUUGAAGAACCGAAGGGUGAAGAAAUUCGUGGGAAAGCCAAUCCAAAUGAGCAAGAGACUAGAGAUAAGGUUAAAUAUUCACGUGUUGCAAAGUAUUUUUUCAAUAAAGAGGGAGACUUUAAUAACCUGACAUCUGCAGCUUAUCACAAGAAAACACACCUUUUAGUCACUGGUUUUGCCUCUGGAAUCUUUCACCUCCAUGAGCUUCCAGAUUUCAAUCUGAUCCACUCCUUGAGUAUUUCAGACCAAAGGAUAGCCUCGAUUUCUAUCAACUGUACUGGUGACUGGAUUGCCUUUGGAUGUUCAGGUUUGGGUCAGCUCCUGGUGUGGGAAUGGCAAAGCGAGUCCUACGUGCUGAAGCAGCAGGGACAUUUCAACAGCAUGGUUUCGUUAGCAUAUUCUCCAGAUGGACAAUACAUAGUAACUGGAGGGGAGGAUGGGAAAGUGAAAGUGUGGAACACUUCAAGCAGCUUUUGUUUUGUCACUUUUACAGAACAUACCAGUGGUGUAACUGCUGUGACUUUUACUUCCAACGGUUAUGUCAUUUUGAGUGCUUCCCUAGAUGGAACAGUGCGUGCCUUUGAUCUACACAGGUACCGCAAUUUCCGUACCUUUACAUCUCCACGACCAAGUCAGUUCUCUUGUUUAGCUGUGGACUCCAGCGGUGAGAUUGUGUCAGCUGGUUCCCAGGAUUCCUUUGAAAUAUUCAUCUGGUCAAUGCAGAGUGGAAGACUGCUGGAUGUCUUAUCAGGUCAUGAGGGCCCCAUCAGCAGUUUGUCCUUUAACCCAAUGAAAUGUGUUCUAGCUAGUGCCUCUUGGGAUAAAACGGUCAAGUUAUGGGAUAUGUUAGACAGCUGGAGAACUAAGGAGACACUAAUAUUGAACUCAGAUGUUCUUGUUGUUGCUUUCCGGCCUGACGGCAAGGAGCUUGCAGUUGCUGCUUUGAAUGGACAGAUAACAUUUUGGGAUCAUGAAAAUGCAGUGCAAACUGGCUCAAUUGAGGGAAGGCAUGAUCUUCAGAUGGGAAGGAAGGAGCUUGAUAAAAUUACUGCCAAACAAGCAGCCAAGGGAAAAUCUUUUACUACUCUGUGUUACUCAGCAGAUGGUCAGUCUGUUUUGGCGGGUGGAUUGUCAAAAUUUGUCUGUAUAUAUAAUGUCAAGGAACAGAUUCUUAUGAAAAAAUUUGAAAUCUCAUGCAACUUUUCUUUAGACGCAAUGGAGGAGUACUUAGAUCGGAGAAAAAUGACGGAAUUUGGCAGCAUGGCUCUGAUCGAUGAAGGGGCUGGAGGUGAAGAUGGUGUUGCCAUUCCUCUUCCUGGAGUAAAAAGAGGUGACAUGAGUUAUCGACACUUUAAACCAGAAAUAAGAGUAACUUGCCUGCGAUUCUCUCCUACAGGACGAAGCUGGGCAGCCACCACCACAGAGGGUCUUCUUAUCUAUUCACUGGACUCUGGGCUAAUUUUUGAUCCUUUUGAGCUGGAUAUUGAUGUCACACCCAGCAAUAUACACAAAACACUGCAUCAGAAGGACUACACUAUGGCUAUCAUCAUGGCCUUCAAGCUGAAUGAGAAGAAAUUAAUUCAGGAGGUCAUAGAGGCUGUACCUAGCAAUGAAAUUGAUGUUGUCUGUUCAUCACUCCCAGACCUGUACGUGGAGAAAGUAUUGGAGUUCCUGGCCUCUGCAUUUGAGAUAUCUUGUCAUUUAGAGUUCUAUCUUAUUUGGGCUCAUAAGUUGCUCAUGCUGCAUGGGCAGAAACUGAAAACAAGGUCAGUGAAGCUGCUCCCUGUGAUUCAGUUCCUUCAGAAAAGCAUCCAACGUCAUUUUGAAGAUGUUUCCAAACUCUGCGAAUGGAAUAUCUACAAUAUUAAAUACGCAUUGGCCGUUUCACAACAGCGGGGCAUGAAACGUCUGGCAGAAGAAACAUUGGUAGAUGAAGACGACUUGGAUUCUGACAGUGAUUAUCUUAUGCAAGAAGUUCAUAAAGACAAUCUUAGUUCCUAGUUACUCUUCGUGGGAGGGAGAAAACCUAAGACAAAGUAAUUUUAUGCAGUGGUAUUCACUGAGAGUGAGUGGCCCUCAUAGUGGCAUAUUUUAACUCUUUUUAACAGUGUGGAUGGAGUUACAUGUGAGUUAUAGAAGUGGGUGAAAUGUAGGAUAGACAGAGUGCCAUCUGUGGUGUAUUUGGUGUACCCUUUGGCCAUAACAGCUUGACAGCACUGAUUUCUUGAUUCAUUGAUUUCUUUUUUUUACUCUUUCUGAUUUCAAGUAACACAAAAAUGUAGUCUUAUAUCAGUGAAGUCAGAAAUAUGACUGGAAGAAGUGCAUUCUUUAUGACAAAUGCAUUGUACAUAGACUAAGUAUUGUGAGUUAUUUGUAAUGCAGUCUUGUCAUACUUUGUGAUGGACUUUUUUUUUAAUCCUUUUUUACGUCAUUCUUAAUUGGAGGUCUACAUAUUGCUCUCAACUUGUUUCAAAUGUUGUUUUAAUUGGUUUUACUAUGUACAUAUUUCUGCAACACUGUUAGGAAUAAACCAUUUUUCUUAGUUCUAUAGCUUCCAAACCUGAUGAAGUUUCAAUAAUGAGGAUAAAUGAUAUACCUGUAACAACGAAUAUGGGAAAAAAAGUUUACUGUGCUAUGUAACUUCUGCAGGGGUUUAAUUAAUUAAUCCGAGAUACUGCAGUAAAAUUUUUUUUGGAAAUUGCUAACUCAAUCUAACUUAAACUGUAAGAGAACGUGUUACAAAUGUUUCUUUCUCUCAUGAAAGUCCUUUCUUGUCUUGUUUUUUUAAAAUGUUUUUAUUAACAUUUGAAAAUCUGAAACUUUUGGUUUCCUUGCUUUUGUGAAUUGGCAUGAGAAUUGGCUAAUAGCAACAGUGAGGUACUGAACAGAAAGAACUACAUCCAUGCUUGUGAUGCUUUCAAGCCACAUGUUGAAAGGGCUUUGUUAAUGAAGAUACUGCAAAUAUUAAUAAUGAGCCAGAAUUGAUUUUUUCAGUGUAUUCUUUUGGAUUUGUUUUCUGGUCUCUUUCCACUCUUGGAAGAGAGGAGAGGUAUGAAUAUUAAAAACUGCUGAAGAAAAAACAAAGUCCAAAAUACAGAGCAGGCACAUACAGUCAGUUUGUAGAAUAUCAUUAUACAAAAUAAAUAUGCACUUGCCACUUGAAUAAAACAUAGCAAAG
Aptenodytes forsteri (emperor penguin) is the source of this 4003-nucleotide messenger RNA. It is a transcript of the gene PWP2, whose product is annotated as PWP2 periodic tryptophan protein homolog (yeast). Gene Ontology annotation, cellular component: Pwp2p-containing subcomplex of 90S preribosome; small-subunit processome. Gene Ontology annotation, biological process: ribosomal small subunit assembly; maturation of SSU-rRNA from tricistronic rRNA transcript (SSU-rRNA, 5.8S rRNA, LSU-rRNA). The record is from RefSeq and is a predicted model, not a curated record. NCBI's taxonomy places the organism in Eukaryota, Metazoa, Chordata, Aves, Sphenisciformes, Spheniscidae. Gene Ontology annotation, molecular function: protein binding. The coding region runs from base 1 to 2826 and encodes 941 amino acids. The transcript has 21 exons.